Molecule: messenger RNA, 1118 nt
Organism: Kogia breviceps (pygmy sperm whale)
Lineage: Eukaryota; Metazoa; Chordata; Mammalia; Artiodactyla; Physeteridae
Gene: ERG28
Product: ergosterol biosynthesis 28 homolog
Cellular component (GO): membrane; endoplasmic reticulum
Molecular function (GO): protein-macromolecule adaptor activity
Source: RefSeq, a predicted model, not a curated record
AAGCCCUCUCAGAUUUGAGGGGAGCCAUGAGCCGGUUCCUGAAUGUGUUACGAAGCUGGCUGGUUAUGGUGUCCAUCAUUGCCAUGGGGAACACGCUACAGAGCUUCCGCGACCACACCUUUCUCUAUGAAAAGCUCUACACUGGCAAGCCGGACCUGGUGAAUGGCCUCCAAGCUCGGACCUUUGGAAUCUGGACGCUACUCUCAUCAGUGAUUCGCUGCCUCUGCGCCAUCGACAUUCACAACAAGAUGCUCUACCACAUCACGCUCUGGACCUUCCUCCUCGCCCUGGGGCACUUCCUCUCCGAGUUGUUUGUAUAUGGGACCGCAGCUCCCACCAUUGGCGUCCUGGCACCCCUCAUGGUGGCAAGUUUCUCAAUCCUGGGAAUGCUAGUGGGGCUCCGGUACCUAGAAGCAGAACCAGGAUCCAGACAGAAGAAGAGAAACUGAGGCCAAUAUCACCACGUCCGAGACUUCAUCUUCCACCUUUGCUAGCCUCUUCCUUCACCCUCUUUGCUCUUAAAUUUCUUUUCUGCUCCAUCAUCCACUUCUAGCCCUUUACUUUUUUUUUCUUUAAUUUAAAAUUUUUUAAGAUAUUUAAAUAUGCAUAAGGCAAGUCGGUGCCAUUUAAAUAUAUGUACCAUUUAAAGAUCAUUUUAAAAUGAAUACUCUGUACCUCCAUCCAAAUCAAGAAAUCGCCAGCACAUCCGAAGCCCACUGUGUGCCCUUCCCCGACCCGCAGCCUCUUCCAGGACCCCUUUUCCAGCCUUCUGCUUUUUUCCUUUUAUUUUCACCCGACGAUUUGACUUGUAUGGUGGGAACACGUGAACUGUGAAACUUAAAGCUGCUGCCUCACCCACAGCAGCUGCCACCAAGGGCUGCUUCAAGGGGGUGUCAACCCAAGCUGGGCUCCUCUCUGCUACUGGACCCAAGACUCUGAACCAUCCAAGGGACAGACAGUUCUUCUAAGAAGAAGGGCUCCCCUGCAAGUGAGCAUGGCUCCUUAUCCUUGUGCCUACAGGUGGAUCAGGGUUGGAAGAGUCUGGGCUGUUUUUAGACCUUCCGGUCAGCUGUAUUUGUGUAAUGAGAUUUGUAAUAAAUAGAAAAACCUCCUGCUCU